Molecule: messenger RNA, 2254 nt
Organism: Trifolium pratense (red clover)
Lineage: Eukaryota; Viridiplantae; Streptophyta; Magnoliopsida; Fabales; Fabaceae
Product: zinc finger BED domain-containing protein RICESLEEPER 2-like
Exons: 4
Coding region: 162-1991 (609 amino acids)
Molecular function (GO): protein dimerization activity; DNA binding
Source: RefSeq, a predicted model, not a curated record
UUAAAAGCCCGACCCAACCCGACGCGGGUGCCCGGUUUAGGGUUUUGGGAUUGAGAGCGCUAUAAACACUAAGCCCGCGAACCACAUUUCUCACUUCACACUUUUCACAUUCCCAAAUACACUCUCAUCUCACCUCUCCUUACGGCGACUCUCCGUCUCCGAUGUCUCACGAAGAGGUCAUCGAAGAUAUGUCGCCAGAAAAUAUGGCAUCUGGUGACGAGGUAGGUCAAUUUGAUUCACAGAUUGUGCGUACAUGUGCUUCUACUAUACUUCAAAAUGAUUGUCCCUUUGAUUUUUUUGAGCGCUCGGCAUUGAGGAACUUGGCGAAGUACUUAAAUCCAGAUCUUGUUAUGCCUCCUAUAAAUGUUAUUAAGGCUUAUGUAUUUGAUUUGUACUUGAAAGAGAAACUGAAACUUAAACAAGAAUUUGCUACUAUUCCUAAUAGGAUAUCUUUAACUGUUGAUUUGUGGGAAUCUUGCACUACUAUGCCUUAUAUUUGUUUGACUGCUCAUUUUGUUGAUGCGGAUUGGAAGUUAAAUAGUAAGGUUCUCAAUUUUUGUAGAGUUUACCCUCCCACUGGUGGUGAGAUGUGUGAGACAAUGAUUGAAUUGUUGAAUGAUUGGGGAAUAGAGAAAAAGAUUUUUUCGCUUACUUUAGAUGAUUCAUUUGAGAAUAAUGUUCUGCAAGAACAAUUGAAAAAUCAACUUGGUUUGCAAAAUGGUUUGUUAUGUGAUGGAGAGUUCUUUCGUGUGCACUGUUUUGCACGUGUUUUAAAACUGAUUGUUGAUGAGGGGUUGCAACUAGUUAGUUAUGCUGUGUGUAAAAUUAGAGAGAGCAUCUUGUUUGUGAGGGAUUCAAAGAGUAGAAUGCAAAAAUUUAAGGAGUGUGUUGAAAAGGUUGGUGGUGUUGAUAGUUCUGUUCGUUUGCAUCCGGAUAUGUCUAUGACUGUGAACUCAACUUAUUUGAUGCUUGAAAGUGCUCUAAAAUAUCGGAGUGUAUUUGAAAGUCUUCACUUGUAUGAUGAUGAUUAUAAGUUAUGUCCUUCUGUAGAACAGUGGAAAAGAGUCGAAAAAAUUUGUGCAUUCUUGUUGCCUUUUAGUGAAACUGUGAACAUGAUUAAUGGCACAACACAUCCUACUUCCAACUUGUAUUUUUUGCAAGUUUGGAAAGUCCAAUGUGUUCUAGUUGAAAGUUUGGGAGUUGAAGAUGAAGUUAUAAAGAAAAUGGCUGAAAGGAUGAUGAGUGAGUUUCAGAAAUAUUGGGAUGAGUACAGUCUUGUUCUUGCAUUGGGAGCGGUUCUUGACCCGCGGAUGAAGUUGUCUAGACUGGCUUAUUGUUACUCAAAACUUGAUGCAUCAACCUGUGAAAAGAAGUUGCAAGAUGUAAAGAGCAAGUUGUACAUGCUGUUUGACAAGUAUUCUAGCAAAAGCACUUCCUCUGGUGUGCAUAGAACUAUUCAGGACCAGUCUUCUAGCAUGCCAUUGCAAAAGUCUUUAUCUGACCGCGUCUUUGAUGAAUUGAAAGUGCACCAUCAGCAGCUUGUUACUGAAACCGGAAAGUCUCAACUUGAUAUUUACUUAGAUGAGUCAAAUUUGGAUUUUCGUAGUUAUGAAGAUAUGGAUGUAUUACAAUGGUGGAAGAGUAAUAAUGAUCGAUUUCCAGAUCUAUCAUUAUUGGCUUGUGACUUGUUAAGUGUUCCCAUUGCCACCGUCGCUUCUGAUUAUGAAUUUUGUAUGGGCUCACGCGUUUUUAACAAGUAUAAAGAUCGUAUGUUGCCGAUGAAUAUGGAUGCUAGAUUUUUUACUCGCAGUUGGUUGUACAAUUUUGGUAGCAAUGAUGGGGAAGACGACGACGAUGACUUUGAUGGGGAAGACGACGACGAUGACUUUGAUGGGGAAGACGACGACAAUGACUUUGAUGGGGAAGACGGCGACGAUGACUUUGAAGAAAUGAUCAAUGAACUUGAUGAUGGUGAAGACGGUGAUGAAUGAAGAUGACGCUGAUGAUGAUGGUGAUGAUUUAUUUGCUUGUAUUUAUUUAACUUGGGCUUUAUGGUUCAAAAAAUUUAAACUAUAUAUGGUUGUUAAGGUUAUGUUUUUUGGACUUGCUGCUGAGCUUAAUUCUUAAAUUUUGUAACUUGAGACUUGUUUUGAACUUGUAAUAUGGGGAUUUGUUUGCAUUCUAAUGUUUGCUGUUGGACAAAGUUUGCAAUUCCAUGUGAAAGGAGACAAGACUAUGAUCAAUCCUUAUUUAA